CAAAUAAAAUCAAAGUUUACGUCCAUUUCACUUGAAGAUAACAAUUUAAAUAUUAAAAAGUAAUAAAGAAUGUCGUCAGUCAUAACUGUUUACUGUAUAACUAAAAUAAAUUCAGCUACCGACUACUUACUUACUCCUAUCUAUGUUUCACCAUCUACAUAGAAUUUUUUAAAUAUUUUUUCAUUAUUCCAAGGUUGUAUAAAAGAAUAAAAUAUCGCGUAGUGUUUGGUAGUACCAGUAGAACUUGAGAUGCUUAGUGUUGUGCUUCUGUUCGUGGUGUGGUGCGCAUGCUUGGUGCUGGUGAGGAGGCUGAGGCCAGCUCAUCCGCUGCCACCAUCCUACCCUGGCGAGCUACCGAUCUUGGGACAUACACAUCUGAUUAGUGGUGAUACUGAAAAAAUAUGGGAGAUUUUGAAAGAGAUGUCGGAGAAAUGUGUGGAAAAUGGUGGCGUCCUACAUGCGAAAAUUGGAACUCAAAUCUAUUACCUGGUAACAGACCCUGAUGAUGCCCUGACGGUGGCCAACAACUGCCUCCACAAACACUUCAUCUAUGAUUACGUGAGGACCUGGCUCGGCAAUGGAUUGCUCACAUCUUCAGGAGAAUUCUGGCAGCGCCACCGCAAGCUCCUGAACCCAGCAUUCACAGUGCCGGUGAUCCACAACUUCCUGGGCAUCUUCAACCACAUGGCCAAGCAGCUGGUCGGCGAGCUGGAGGUCCACGCAGACCGCGGACCCUUCGAGAUAUCCCCCUACUUGAGGGUCAUAUCCUUCCAAACUUUUAGCCGAACUGCAUUCGGUAUAGCAGAUGAAAGCGUAAAAGAGUUUGCAAAGAAGUACAUGGAAUCAUCAGACCAGGUGAUGAACUUGGUGGUGUAUAGGUUCCAGAACUUCUUGCUACAUAGCGACCUGAUCUUCAGGCUGACUGGGCUGAAGAAGAAACAGGAUCAUCUGAUUAAAAGGCUGGAUGAUAUGGCCAAUCAAGUGAUAGAGAGGAAAAAGGCUGAAAUGAAAAUGGCCAAUGAGAAAAAAGAGAACGAAUGGUCGACGACAAACACAAGAUACAAGCCCUUCAUGCGUUUACUAAUGGAACUGAAGAACGAUGAUACUCUUACCGACAAGGAGAUAAAAGAAGAAGUGGACACUGCUAUAGUGGCAGGCUUCGAUACCACGUCCAAUUGUCUCACCUGCCUUCUAGUCCUGCUUGGAACACACCCUGAAGUGCAAGAGAAGAUGUAUAAAGAAAUAAUACAAGUUCUAGGUCCUGACAGAGACAUUGAGAAGGAUGACAUCAAGCACCUGGUUUACACGGAGGCUGUCAUCAAGGAGGCUCUCAGGGUGUUCCCUAUUGGACCUGCAUUGCUGAGAUAUGUAGAUAGGGAUGUUAAACUUAAAAACUACACAAUGAGAGCAGACAGCCAGGUCGUGAUCCUCGCUCGGGGUGCCCACAGGAGUCCCAUAUUUGGUGACGAUGUUGAGGCAUUCAGACCUGAACGAUGGCUGGAUCCCAGCGUGACGGCUAUGGGGAACAAUGCCUUCUAUGGAUUUAGUUUAGGAAAACGAUCGUGUAUAGGUAAAGCCUAUGCAACGGUUUCAAUGAAGACAACUCUCUCUCAUCUCCUGCGCAAAUACAAAAUAAUAUCUAAUGUAAACGAUAUGAGGUUUAAAGUAGACAUGGUACUAAAAACGACUACAGCGCCGGUACGCAUAGUGAGAAGAAAUUGAAACUAACUUGAAAAAAAA
Messenger RNA from Spodoptera frugiperda (fall armyworm), 1740 nucleotides. Its product is annotated as cytochrome P450 4c21-like. Gene Ontology annotation, molecular function: heme binding; monooxygenase activity; iron ion binding. NCBI's taxonomy places the organism in Eukaryota, Metazoa, Arthropoda, Insecta, Lepidoptera, Noctuidae. The record is from RefSeq and is a predicted model, not a curated record. The coding region runs from base 250 to 1722 and encodes 490 amino acids. The transcript is spliced from 10 exons.